Molecule: messenger RNA, 2426 nt
Organism: Scomber japonicus (chub mackerel)
Lineage: Eukaryota; Metazoa; Chordata; Actinopteri; Scombriformes; Scombridae
Product: copine-3-like
Exons: 17
Coding region: 196-1854 (552 amino acids)
Biological process (GO): cellular response to calcium ion; ERBB2 signaling pathway
Cellular component (GO): plasma membrane
Molecular function (GO): calcium-dependent phospholipid binding; receptor tyrosine kinase binding
Source: RefSeq, a predicted model, not a curated record
GCGGAGGGAUAUAUUUUUCCACAACUAAACUGAUCAGGGGAGGACAUAGACAUAGGCUGUCAGCACAGAGAGGUUUAAGGAAGACACCGAGGAAGACCCAAGGCCCCAGUAACAGCUCCGGGCUUUGUAGUAAAUUACUACAAGAGCCCCAUCGAUAUUAUCACCUAUAUUGGCAGUAAAAUACAACAAGCUGCCAUGGCUACAGCCCCAGUGAUAGGAGCCACACAUUUGGCCUCCAAGGUGGAGCUGACCAUCUCCUGUGACCGCCUCUUGGACAUGGACAUCUUCUCUAAAUCGGACCCUCUGUGUGUCUUAUACAUCAACACUUCAGGCUCCCACUGGUAUGAGUUCGGGCGCACAGAGAUGAUCCUGAACAGCUUGAAUCCGAGGUUCGCCAAGAAGUUUGUCAUGGACUAUUAUUUCGAGAUGUUGCAGAGGAUGAAGUUUUGCGUUUAUGACAUCGACAGCGACAGCCAUAAUCUAGAAGAUGAUGAUUUUCUGGGAGAGCUUGAAUGUACCCUGGGCCAGAUUGUUUCCAACAAGCAGAUGACUCGCACUUUGACGUUAAAGGAUGGGAGGCCUGCAGGUCAUGGAACCAUUACAAUCUAUGCUGAAGAAAUGACAGACAACAGAGUGGCACACUUUGAGGUAUCAGGCCGCAAGCUGGACAAAAAGUAUUUGUGGUGGUCCGACCCUUUCCUGGAAUUCUACAAGAAGACUGAAACCGGAUGGCUGCUUGCUCACAGGACAGAGGUGAUAAGAAACAACCUAAAUCCAACAUGGAAACCCUUCCGAAUCUCACUACGAGCUCUCUGUGGAGGAGAUGUGGAGAAUCCUAUAAAGGUUCUGUGCUACGACUAUCACGUCAACGGCUCUCAUGACCUCAUCGGGGAAUUUAAAACCACACUCGCGGAAUUGCAAACAGAAACGCACGGUUCCCUGGCGGAAUUCAAAUGCAUUAACCCAAAAAAGUUGAGGAAGAGAGGCUAUCAAAACUCUGGAGUCAUUUGCAUCAGGCGAUGCCAGAUAGAGAAGGAGUACACCUUCCUGGAUUAUAUUAUGGGGGGCUGUCAAAUCAACUUCACUAUUGCCAUCGACUUCACAGGCUCCAAUGGUGACCCUCGAACUCCAGAGUCCCUCCACUACAUCAACCCAGAGGGCUUCAAUGAAUACCUGACAGCCAUCUGGGCAGUGGGUAAUAUCAUCCAGGACUAUGACAGUAACAAGAAGUUUCCUGUCUUUGGGUUUGGAGCUCAGAUCCCUCCCACCUGGCAUGUUGCCCAUGAGUUUCCAGUCAAUUUUGAUCCAGCAAAUCCUUUCUGUGAUGGCAUAGAGGGGGUGGUGCAGGCUUACCAAAAGUGCCUACCUCAGAUAAAGCUCUGGGGACCCACCAACUUUGCUCCAAUUAUCAGCCACGUUUCCCGCUUUGCCAGACAAGCUCUCCACCAGAAUAUGGCCUCACAAUACUUCGUGCUGCUCAUCAUCACAGACGGAGUGAUCACAGACAUGGACAAGACCCGCACCGCAAUCGUAGAGGCCUCUCGUCUGCCAAUGUCUAUCAUCAUAGUGGGUGUGGGUAAAGCAGACUUCAGCGCAAUGGAGUUCCUCGACAGCGAUGACAGACUGCUGCGUGGGCCCACCGGUGAAGUCGCGGCACGAGACAUCGUCCAGUUUGUACCCUUCAGAGAUUUUCAAGUAAGCUGCUGGUCACCACUAUAUACUACAGGAAACAGUGUGGCCCUCGCACAGAGCGUCCUGGCAGAACUGCCCGAUCAAGUUUCCUCCUUCUUCAAUUCUUACAAGCUGAAACCCCCUAAUACACUGAACGUUUCAGGGCCAUCCUGGAAAGACUAACCAAAAUGCCUUACAUUUAUAAAAUGCAUCUUCUGUAACCUCUGUCUGUUUUUAUUGUAUGGAAAGGCAUGAAUCACUGUGAAGAAAUGUUUACAGCUUGUGCUGUUAUAUGAAAGUGGGGUUGAAAACAAUAUGAAUAAAACUGUGUGACCCAAAUCUGUGAUUUCAUAAAGUUUUCAAACUAACAUAUUAAUAUUAAAAAAAUGUCUGUGACCAAAGAGACAAUGAUGGCAUAUUGUGCAUGAUAACACAGAACAAUCAGAAUGAAAUGAAUCAGAAUAUUGUCUGUGCACUGGAAAUGUAUCAGUUGGCAUGUGGAGAUGGCUUUGUUGAUUAAGUGUCAUUAUUUCUUGUACAUUUCUUUUCUCUGUUGUACCUUAACAUCUUUUUAAUAUUAAUGUAAUUAAUCCAUUUUAUGCAGAAUUCUUACAAUCUUACUCUGAGAUAGCAGCAGACACUACAUAAUGGAAACAUAAUGUAAAAGUGCGAUUACAGGAACAAUCAUGCAUGUGGAAGUUUGUCCUUAUAUAAGUCUGUGUAACACUGCAAUUAAAGGCCUUUAUUUUAUUGUA